AUGGGCCUCAAAUUCCCCUCGGCCACCCUCCGGCCCAGGGCCCUCAUUAACCUAGCCAUAUGGCUCCUCUCGUGCCUGCUCCACCCGACCUCCUACCUCGACGGCCUCCGCGGCUUGGCGGCCUGCGCCGUCUUCGCCUUCCACUACACCGACUACAACCAUAAAUCCUUCCUUCCCCACUACGGCGGCAACGGCGACGCCGGCUCCUCCCUCAUCCAGCUGCCCUUCCUCCGCCUCAUCUACUCGGGCGCCCCCAUGGUCCACGUCUUCUUCGUCAUCUCUGGCUUCGCCCUAUCCUGCCGGCCCCUGCAGGCCCUCUACGCCCGGCCCGCCAUCUCCACAGCGCCGUCUUCCUUUUCCUCCGCCGCCCCGACCUCCGCCGCCGUCGCCAAAUCCCUCGCCAUCCUCUCUUCCUCCGCCCUCCGCCGACCCAUCCGCCUACUCCUCGACCUCCUGCACGGGUUCAUGAAACCCAAGGACACCGUCUUCGAAGCCCUCUACGAGUGGGCCCACGACGCCCUCAAGAACCUCGCCUGGCCCUGGAACUUCGACGCCGGCUCCCUCCGCUCCCGCUACGACCCCCACCUCUGGACCAUCCCCAUCGAGCUGAGCCACUCCCUCUUCCUCUUUCUCGUCGCCGGCCGCUACGCCGUCCUCGUCUUCUCCCUCUUCAUCCUCUCCUACCCGCCCCGCCGCGAGGACAUGACCCCCGCCUACCUCUGGCUCGAGCGGUUCACCCUCUCCUCCUUCGUCAAGGAGAAGAGCGACCUCCCCUCCCGCUUCUGGCUCGCCCUCGCCGCCUUCGGCACCCUCCCCGUGCCCCAGUACGCCGGCCGCAUCAGCUUCUGCUUCUACCUCAUGCAGCACGCCGUCCUCAACAUGUUCCAGCACCACACCCUCGGCGCCACCGGCCGCCCCGCCUCCAAUAAGAACCCCGCCGAGCCGGCGUGGGGUGUUCGCGGCACCUUUGGCAACACCACUCCCGUCGAGCGCACAAUGACGUGGUUCGCGGGGCUGGCCAUCCUCGGCACUAUCCUCGUCAUCGUCUCGGACUUGGGUACCCGCGCCCUCGAUGCGCCGGCGGUGAAGUUGGCGAGGCGGGUGGAGGGGUAUCUGUGCCAUAGGGACGAGCCGAGGCGCAGUGCCGAUCAGGAAAAAUAA
Parascedosporium putredinis is the source of this 1161-nucleotide messenger RNA. Lineage: Eukaryota; Fungi; Ascomycota; Sordariomycetes; Microascales; Microascaceae. The record is from the annotation of a GenBank genome assembly.